UCCUUGAUACUAUAGAUCAUCAUCAACAAGAAAUAUGGUAUGAGGUGUAUUGGACUCCUGCUAUGGAGUAUAAGUUCCUUUCGGCUCUUCUUCCAUAUGUAGAUAGUGGAGCGUGGGAUGGCAACGCGCGUACUCUGUCAGUCGAACUCGCUCGUGAUGUUAUCAACGGCAUUCGUGUAGAAUUUAGUGGAGGACGACCAUACUCGUUCUACAUCCGGAAAAUCACUGCAUUACGAACUAGAUUUUUGUUUUUUUCUCGACUCAUCCAAGAUCCUGAAGUGCAUUGGGAUCCAUUGCAUAACAUCAUGACAAUGAGCGACGAGGUGUAUGCGUCCUAUCUUGAGGUUGAACCUAUAAUUCGCGGAUAUAAGGAGCACGGGGAACCAAUGUUUUUCUUACUUCGAGGAAUCUACUUUGUUGACGAGUGAAGUUUUACUUGUGGCGAACAGUACAUUUUAAAUGUGUGAAAUAUUUGAAGCAGUGUGGUUAUUUAUUUAUUUCGUAAGUAAUUUUAGAAAGCGUUUUAAUUUUUUCCAUUUUUUAAAUGUUUAGUACUCCCUCUUGUUCUAAAUAUAAGUCGUUGGAUUGACCUUUUUAUGUACCAAUAUUGAGCUUUUUUAUUUACCAUUAUUAAUU
Molecule: messenger RNA, 636 nt
Organism: Salvia miltiorrhiza (redroot sage)
Lineage: Eukaryota; Viridiplantae; Streptophyta; Magnoliopsida; Lamiales; Lamiaceae
Exons: 2
Coding region: 63-428 (121 amino acids)
Source: RefSeq, a predicted model, not a curated record